AACAAGCGAACACAAAAAGGCCGUUCAGCAAUCUUGACACAAAGCAACAGAAAUUAUAACGCUCACCAAAAACCCAGAGCGAAAAAAACAAGAGCAUAUUCCUUUUCUUCUCCGGUGACAUUCUCACUCUUUUACUUCAACUUGCCGCUGAAUUUCUCUCUUCAGGUGGCUGUGUGGUUUUAGUCUUUGACAAAGAGAGCGAGAGAAAGAUGAAGAGCGUCUACUCCACAAUCUAAAGCAACCAUGCAUUAGUCCUUGACCCUGAUGUGGUUAAGAUUUCACUCAGGGAAGUAAUAUUUGCCUGAAGUGUAAAAGCUUGUGUUGGCAUAUUAUCCUGACAGCAUGGAUUGGGUGGAAGAAGUCAAGGAUCAGUCCUUUCCUUUGAAAAGAAAGAGAAAUGUCAGAACCAAGAAACUAGAGUUUGUCGGAUGGGGAUCCAGGCCAUUGGUUGAAUUCCUUCAGUCAAUUGGUAAAGAUACAAGCAGCACAUACUCUCAACAAGAGGUGACUGCAGUUGUCAAUGAAUAUGUAAAUUCGAAUAAUCUUCGUGAUCCACAAAAGAAAAACUGGGUUACGUGUGAUGCGCGACUUCAUUCCCUUUUUGGAAAGAAAUCUAUACUGCGGAAGAGAAUCUCCCAUUUGUUGGAAGUGCACUUCAGUGAGAACAAUGAUGAAUCAGAGGAUGAACCUUCUAACAGUUCGGAAGAGGAGGAUAUUUUAAUAGCAUCUAAGGGAAGAAAAAGUACAGGGAGUGCAAAGAAAAAGGUUCCCGUUGUUCCUAAAAGCUGUUUUGCCGCCGUAAUUGCUGAAAACAUUAAGCUUGUGUACUUGAAGAGGAGCUUAGUUCAGGAUCUUCUAAAGACACCUGAAAGUUUCGAAGAUAAAAUUGUGGGUAGCUUUGUGAGGGUAAAAUCUGACCCAAACGACUACUUUCAGAAAAACUCCCACCAGCUUCAGCAAGUUGAAGGUGUGAAAAAGGUUUCGGCAACCAGCAAUGCUGCUUUUGAAAUUCACCUUCAACUUUCAAAUUUGAUGAAAGACAUUCCAAUAUCUUCCUUAUCCAAUGAUGAUUUUUCUGAGGAAGAAUGUGAGGAUUUGCGUGAAAGAAUAAAAGCUGGUGUGCUCAAGAGGCCCACUGUUUUGGAGCUUGAGUCAAAAGCGCAAGUUCUGCACAAGGAUAUCACCAAGCAUAGGAUUGAGAGAGAAAUUCCCUUGUUACAAAAGCGCAUUGAGCAUGCCAAUGAAAAGGGAUGGCGCGAACAAGUGUUUAAGUGUAUGGAGAAGAAGCAGCUGCUACAAACAAAAAAAGAACAGGAUAGACUCUUUUCCAUGAUGCCAAAAGUUGUAGCUGAGGAAUUAGAGCCUGAAGUUAAAACUGUUGAUGCCCAAAAAGAAAGUGAAGUGGAACAUGAAAGUGAAAAUGGCUGUUCACCAAAGUCAACUCCUAAUGGAGCUACUGACAAUUCUGGUGCAGGAGAUACCGUGAUCCCAUCUAAUAGGAUUUUUGUAAAUGGAGAUGCAUUCCUUGCUGUCGGAAAUGGAGAUACUGUGAUACCAUCCAAUAGGAUUUUCGCAGGUGGAGAUGCAUCCAUUGCUGAUGGUAAUGAUCAACAUACAGAUAUGACUCAAGAAAAAAAAGAUACCACCAUCUCUGUAACAGCUGAAAGAAGUGGAGCAAAGCCAGUUGUUCCCUCUGGAGAAGACGGCGUCACUCAACAAGUUCAGGUCCAGGUGGCUGUUCAACCCGAGGUAAUUGAAUUGAGUGAUGAUGAUUCAGAUGUUGAGGACCAAAAAUAUGGAAAACAGUCUUCUGAUAUGAACCCUGAAAUCGAAAUGUGGUGCUAUCGGGAUCCUCAAGGAAACAUACAGGGUCCUUUUUCUUUGACAAUUAUGAAAUUCUGGGUUGAUAAUGGCUACUUCGGGCCAAACUUUAGAGUGUGGAAGAAUUGGCAAAGCCCAGAAGAAGCUAUCUUGUUGAUCGAUGUGCUUCACCAAUUUUUCCACAUCAAAUGAAGGUUGUGUUCUAACAUCAGUACUAGGUUGGCAACCUCUGAACUUCCGUAAAAAGCUGUUUCAAAGUUGUCAAUAUUGGUUGCUGAGUUAAAACAAAACAAAAAAAAAAGGUUCUUUUGCUUCUUAAAUGUCUGUAUUUAUGAUCACUGAUCCAUCGUACACUAAGAUACAUCUUUCUCGUGAAAAUGGCAUCAAUCCUUGCAGCCAUUGCUGCAUUUCAUGUUUGUUGUAGUAUUAUUACUAGUCAUUUUUACUUCUCA
Messenger RNA from Lycium ferocissimum, 2273 nucleotides. RefSeq lists its product as uncharacterized. The transcript has 11 exons. The coding region runs from base 343 to 2013 and encodes 556 amino acids. Gene Ontology annotation, molecular function: DNA binding; protein binding. The record is from RefSeq and is a predicted model, not a curated record. NCBI's taxonomy places the organism in Eukaryota, Viridiplantae, Streptophyta, Magnoliopsida, Solanales, Solanaceae.